Messenger RNA from Peniophora sp. CBMAI 1063, 333 nucleotides. NCBI's taxonomy places the organism in Eukaryota, Fungi, Basidiomycota, Agaricomycetes, Russulales, Peniophoraceae. The record is from the annotation of a GenBank genome assembly.
AUGCUGCGCGGUCGUAUGGGUCGCCUGACGGACGAGCUGGCUAGCCAACAAGGUCUUCUCGACGAGCUACGCGGUAUGCGUGAGGCAGACGCGUCGACGUUGCACGAUAAAGUCCGCGAAGUCGACCGUUUACGGACCGAAGUCGAGCGUGUCGCCGGCGAAGUCGAAGUUCUGCGCGGGUUCGUCGAGGAGGGGUUACGCAAACGUCGCGCUUGGCGUCCGGACGCUUCUCAAGUGCCUCUGCCCGAAGAGGAUGAGGAGUCCGCCAGCGAUCGUUCUCCAUCGCACGUCCCUACCGAGCCUCUCACCGACGAUGAGCGCGAACCCGCUUAA